AUGUUUCUGCUAUGUGGGCAACCAUCUAUUACGGUUAAGGAAGUGGUGAUAUUGCUAUCCAGGGAUACGAGUAUUGGCCAGAAUACGAUACAAAGGACAAUUGCUGACUACAAGAAUGCAAAACCAUUACAAUCACCGAACAAAAAGAAGAUCAGGCUGACAUUCAAUGAAAAAGUAGACGAUUUCGAACGGAAUGCUAUACGUAAAAAGGUACACGAUUUUUGGUUUAGCCGUCAGGUACCCACACUGGACAAGAUCUUAAUUUCCGUGAAUAGUGACCCAACACUAAACACAUACAAAAGAACCAACCUAUACCAUUUAUUACGUGAGCUAAAUUUUACGUAUUGUAAAAGAGGCCGUAAAAGCGCACUUAUUGAACGGGACGACAUUGUAUUGUGGUGA
Molecule: messenger RNA, 402 nt
Organism: Macrosiphum euphorbiae (potato aphid)
Lineage: Eukaryota; Metazoa; Arthropoda; Insecta; Hemiptera; Aphididae
Source: the annotation of a GenBank genome assembly